Bolinopsis microptera is the source of this 1562-nucleotide messenger RNA. RefSeq names its product probable chitinase 10. Gene Ontology annotation, cellular component: extracellular region. The record is from RefSeq and is a predicted model, not a curated record. The transcript is spliced from 8 exons. NCBI's taxonomy places the organism in Eukaryota, Metazoa, Ctenophora, Tentaculata, Lobata, Bolinopsidae. Bases 79 to 1506 code for a protein of 475 amino acids. Gene Ontology annotation, molecular function: chitinase activity; chitin binding. Gene Ontology annotation, biological process: chitin catabolic process; carbohydrate metabolic process.
CAGGCGCGUUUAAAGCUUAUUUAAGGGGAGAUUACAAUUUGACAGCACUAGUUCGGUGAUCUCUCCUACUACAAUACAAUGAAAGUGAUAGCAUUAGUUGCAGUGCUUCUGGCAAGUUGCCUGGCCUACGACUGUCCCGGGGAUGGCAUGCACAGGGACCCCAAGAGUUGUGAGAAAUAUUACCACUGUGCCGGUGGACGAUCCUGGCACAAGAGUUGUCCCCCAGGACUCCAUUUCAAUGCUAAGAGCUCUAACUGCGACUGGCCCGCUAAUGCUGACUGUAAAGUUGGACCUACUGAUCCCCCUCCUCCAACUACAGCUCCUCCUCCAACUGAGGAACCAGAACCUACCACUGAACCCAAACCUACUGAGCCUAUCCCAGAGGGAGGUAAGGAUGUUGUCUGCUACUUCAUCAACUGGGCCUGGUACCGACCUGGAGCUGGUAAAUAUGUCCCGGAGGAUAUUGACCCUAAACUCUGCACUGUAGUUAACUACGGUUUCUCUGUUCUGGGAAACAACGGAAAGCUCAGGAUGCACGACAGCUGGGCUGAUAGGGACAACAAGUUCUACGAGAGGACGGUUGCACUGAAGAAAGCACCCGGCUCUCGAGUAAGGAAAGUUUUCCUCGCCAUUGGAGGAUGGAACGACAGUCUGGGACCCAAAUACUCCAACAUGGUUUUGAAGAAAGCUAGCAGGAAAGCCUUCAUCGACGAUGUAGUCCCCUUCCUUCUGAAGUACGGAUUUGACGGUCUGGAUCUGGACUGGGAGUACCCUCAGUGCUGGCAGGGAGACUGUAAGAAGGGAAAGCAGGGAGAGAAGAAAGCUUUCGCUGACUGGUGCGCUGAACUGAAGGCUGCCUUCCAACCUCACGGUCUCCAGCUCAGUGCUGCAGUAUCUGCCAGCAAGACCAUUAUUGAUGCUGGAUAUGAUGUGCCCAGGAUCGCCAGGAGUCUGGACAUCCUCAACCUGAUGACCUACGAUUUCCACGGAUCUUGGGAGAAACAGACCGGUCACAACGCGCCUAUGUAUCCUUGCGAGGGAGAUGCCAUCCCCUUCUUCAACGUCGACUCUGCCGUAGACCACUGGAUCAAGAGUGGAUUCCCAGCCAGGAAGAUUGUAAUGGGACUCCCCAUCUACGGACGAUCCUUUACCCUCGCGGAUCCUUCAAAGCACGGCAUUGGUGCUCCCGCUAAAGAUGGAGGUCAAGCUGGAGUCUGGACUAGAGCCAAGGGCUUCCUUGGGUACUACGAGAUCUGUCUGAACCUGAAGAACAAGGGCUGGAAGGAGGUGAAAGGAAGUGACUGUGUUGUGGGACCCUACGCCUACAAGGGAAACCAGUGGGUCGGGUAUGACAGUCUCGAGUCUGUAAAGUAUAAGAUGGAGUAUAUCAAGAAGAAGGGGCUGAUGGGAGGCAUGAUCUGGGACGUUACUAUGGACGACUUCAAGGGGGCGUGCGGUCAGGGCAAGAACCCAUUCCUCACGGCUAUGAGAAGACAUCUUGCUUAAAUAACCUUUCUUUAAACUUGUUUUAAUGUUAACGUUUUGAAUUUAAAACAACUUCA